AUGACUAAUCCAUCAAAUUGCACCACCUUCAACUCGCUAAUAUUAACAUAUAUGUUAUUACUCAAGUAUAAGGGUUUUACUCUUAUAUUACUACAGCCAAUUGAAAAUAUUUAAAUUACUACUAUCUAUAUCGAUAUUGCAGAAGAAAGACAUCUACCUCAUACCAAAACUGUUUAUAUUUAAAUAACAUGA
Paramecium octaurelia is the source of this 192-nucleotide messenger RNA. The record is from the annotation of a GenBank genome assembly. NCBI's taxonomy places the organism in Eukaryota, Ciliophora, Oligohymenophorea, Peniculida, Parameciidae.